Messenger RNA from Glossina fuscipes, 9437 nucleotides. RefSeq names its product neurobeachin-like protein 1. The transcript is spliced from 35 exons. Lineage: Eukaryota; Metazoa; Arthropoda; Insecta; Diptera; Glossinidae. Gene Ontology annotation, cellular component: membrane; cytosol. The coding region runs from base 38 to 8320 and encodes 2760 amino acids. Gene Ontology annotation, molecular function: protein kinase binding. The record is from RefSeq and is a predicted model, not a curated record. Gene Ontology annotation, biological process: intracellular protein localization.
AUAUUUAGUUUUUAAGUGAGAAAAUAGUUCGCUGAAAAUGGAUAAUAAAAAAGAUAUUUAUAAUUUAUGGGUGCAAUAUACUACGAAGAACGAAGAAUCAUAUUUCCGUGAAUUCAUUGAACGAUUUGUAAACAUUUGGAGAAGCCAACUACCUUUGGAUUUUAGCACAGUUGAAUGCCCGUAUUGGUAUGAAGUUAAACCGGAUAAUGGUCCCCAUUUGGGUCGGUUGCCUGAUGAAUUAUUACCGGCUAUUGGUAAAUUUAUUAUUGUCGCUAGUGAUCAAUGUGCAAAUGAAAAAAUUUCAAAUGAUACUAUACACCAGAUAUCAGUACUGAUUGACUGUCUGGUUGUAAUUUGCCGGCAUUUUGAUAAUAUUCUAGCUGUUAUCAAAUAUGAAUAUAAAUCUAAUUUGAUUGCCAUUCUAACUCAUGUAUUCCAACAGACUUUAAAGAAAAAGAAUGUCAGCAACGAAGUUUCACGGUUAUUUCGCAGCUUCUCUCAAUUCCUGGAAGUUAUGUAUGAUCCAUAUUUGACAUGGCGUAGCUUUCUGCGAAAUAAUUUUGCUGACUAUAAGAAGCUUCCCUACAAACCACAUAACGUUCAUGUUGAAAUUAUACCAUUUAUAUACGACUGUUUCCAGCAUGACGAUAUUAAAAAAUAUCCGGUUAUUGGUGAAAGUUUAAUUCACGCCUUGGGUGCAAUUAUUUGUGGAUCACAGAAAUCUAUAGCUUCUAUUAGUUGUUAUUUUGAUAAGCAAACUGGUGAUGGUAUUAAAAUCUGUGAUAACUUGCGUAACGGUAUGAGAGCUAUUUGCCCGGCUACUGUUUCAGUAGUCAUGAAAAUACUUGCGCAAUGGGAAAGCACCAGUGAUCUGCGCGUUAUUACACUUAGGUGUUGUGCUUUGAUGAUUAUUGUUCUACAGAAGUCUAGUCCUGAAGAGCGCCAAAUAGAUUUAGUAACAUUAAUUAAACUUUACUGUGAUGUUCUAGAACAAUUAAUGACUACAGAACAUUUUCGUCAAACUGGUGAUACUUUCGAUAUAUCAUCGGAUGACGUUGAUGCUAAUGAUUUGACAAUAGAUGUUAAUGCCUUAGAAUCUACAGUUGAUAAUGUUUGUGUAUUUCUAACGGACAAUACAAGUGCGUCAUACAUUUGUGAGGCAAUCGAAGAAACCAGUCUAAUGGAUGUAUUAAUAUCAAUACCAAAAAAAAUUAAAGAUUGGAGCCUCAAUUAUGGCCAAUUAAUGAUAAAAGUUAUCAAUUCUCUGGCUGCCAUUACUCGUAAUUCUAUAAGAAUUACCGAUCAUCUUCGCUAUAAUGAUAAGAUAGGUAAACUUUUUGACGGUCUAAUGGAUUUAGGCUUACCGUCCAUAGCUUUAUUGGAGGCUUGCAUAAACUUGGCGUAUAAUGAAGAAAUGGGUCUAAUAAUAGUGCCAGAAGUGCUUAAUAAAUUAAUCGAUUGGUUGCCGAACAUAGAUACAAGGGAACAAACGUAUUUAAGUGAAAAGGUCUAUAAAUCGUGCGUCAAUAAUUAUGGAACUAAAUCAAUAGCUUGUGAAAAUCGUAUUAUCCGAUCUGUAUGCUGCUGCUUGCAAGACUUUCAUAAACUUUCCGAUACUUGUAUACAAAACUGUAUAAAACUUAUUGAAGAAUUAAGUAAACUAAGUAUUUUGCCGAUUGAGUUAAAAAGCAUAUUCAGUUUAUUGCGUAAAGAAAGUGCAUUUCCGCAUUCCAAACAAUUACUACAAAUGCUGGUGACAGUAUCGUUGCAAACGUUGAACAGCAGCAAUUUGUGUUCACAAUAUUUUAAUUUCACAAAACCCAACGACGGUAUUUUGGUAACAGACAUAAAAAAUUGGUCAAUGUCGGGUUCAUAUGGCUUUAUAUUUCAUAUCUUGCUAAGGCUAAACGAUAAAGUCGCGAAAUCAUCUAAGAGCAAUAAAACAGAAAAUACACAAGAACGUUCAAAUUGUCGAAGGAUGUUAUUGAAUUUGCGCACCGCGAGCAAUACCGGUUUCGAAGUAUUUAUACAAAAUAGUGGUAACGUAGUGGUAGCAGCUUUAACAAAACGUGAAUAUCUUACGUCUACAGUGAAUUCCAGUGUUCUCUUAGAUAGCCAGUGGCAUUAUGUGACUGUAGCUAUAACACCACCAAAACGGCCGUUUUCCUAUAGUCAAAUUAAUGUUCAUAUAGAUUUUAUGCAAAAAAUAAGUGCGACGUUGAAAGUACAGGCCAUUAACGAACCGUUUGUCUUUUGUUCGGUCGGCUCUAUUCUACCGGAAAUCAAAACUCAGCAAGUAAAGGCAUUGACAAAUACCAAUUCCUUACCUAGGUCAUCUUCGCAGGAUACCAGUCAUAGUUAUAAAGGCAUGUUACCCAGUUUAUUGGAGAGAACGCUGUCAACUAAUGUAACCAAUUACUUUACUUUACCUUUGCGUUCGCAAGCAUCUUACGACCCGAAUGUGAAAAAUUUCCCAUUAGGUAUGCAAGAUACUGUAUUUGGCGAACAACAAUGUCUAAACGGGCAGAUUGGCGGUGUUCUUCUAGCCGAACCUACCACCAGUUUAAAAACAAUUUUUGAUGUCGGCAUUAAUUUUACCUCCAUAUUUUCGCAGGAUAAUGAUAUACUUGAACUGACUUCACGUUUUGUAUUUUGUUAUUCACCUGGUGCUUAUUUGCAAAAUACUUGUUUGGAUUUAAUACCGAUCGGCAAGUAUAUGGGCUUGGUGCAAGCUCAGCAUUGUCGUAUUGUGAAAAUCCAAGACACUAUUAAUAGCAUUGGUGGCAUACAAGCUAUUUUACCCAUUCUACAUGAUAUUGUCAAAAAUCAACGCGAUGACAUAUAUGUUUCUGGUGGUGACGAAGAAACUUCUGAAAGUGAAGAGAUUACUAAAACGCCUUUAGCUGAGGAGUUUUCCGAUUGGGAAAUGCUUACCUCAAACUCUUACACUGAAUGGAAAAUGCUACAGUAUCCCGUAGCGGGUUUCAUGUGCUUCCUGCGUUAUCUUGUGCAUGAGCAUGAAAAUAAUCAAGAAAAUCUUUUAAAUAGUGAAUGCCUAUCUAUCGUAGGAAUGAUGCUACAAAAGUGUUCGAUGAGAAUAUUUAAAGUCAACACUCUUAUGGGCACCCAUUUACUCAUAGAAUCCCUUCAGGGUCAUAAAACAGUUGGUGGACGAUCAAAUUUGGCAUUAUUAGAAGAUCUUUACACCAGCAUCGCUUUUAACUUUGACAUUUGGGUUCAUAUGAAUUUCCAAAUAACUUUGGGCCAUGUUCAGUAUUUAAGUGCCAUGAUUAAAAAUGAUCGUAAAUAUUUUCGAAAAAAAUUUGGUAUUCAAUACUUUUUAGACGUUAUACGUCAAUAUUAUAGCGCACCGGAAAAUAUGACACCUGAGGAUGCAAUGACUAUACGUUCUACUUUGUAUGCAAUUGUCAGAUUUUAUUUACAAAAAGAUGUUAACAUCAAGGAAAUAGUAACGAUAAUUGCCUUUUUAUCAUCUGUCAAACAAGAUCAAGUACUAAUCGAGUUUCUUGACAUGAUGGCUAUGCAUGUAAAGGGGAAAAAUUGCCGUGACCAAUUAAUCCUAUUAAUGCAUGAACCGCAGACAGCCAAUUUAUUGUAUAAUUAUUUCAUUGACAAGAACUACAGUUGCCAAUUGCAAGAGGCAGCUAUAAGGUUUAUAAGCAGUUUAUUAAGCACUUCGCGUGUUCAUCCUAAGUACAAGCAAAUAAUGCGUUUACAUGACCCUGCCGCAGAUGUAUCAUUGUUCCCGGGUUUUUUCUCUUACACCAUACCCAUGACAUUGAGCUAUACUAUCUUAUUCCAUAUGUUAGACGAAAUGCUUACGUCGGAAAUUGACUAUUGUGGUUUAAUAUUUCUUAUACAUCAUGUUAGUUCUUGUGAAUUACCGGUUAAGUUAGAGGUCGCAAAACGUCUACUACAGACUACGUUCACUAACGAAAAUUCGCCUUAUUCUAUAGCGAAGCAAGCUGGUUGGCAGGAAUCUAUCGCUCGAUUGCUAAUACGAAAACCGAUAGACAAUAUGAAACCCGAUGAAGAGAAACGUAAAAGUUUUGGAAUAAAUUUGGAUGUUUUGCUCGAGGAUGAAAACGAAUUUAACAAUCAGGGAGAUUUGAUAAGUUUUUGUGAACAACAUUUAGAAAUGGAAAAUCAAGAUCAUGGUGAAGGCGUUUUAAGUUUAAAUGAAAUACAAGCCAGUGUAACUGAAGCAGCCAAUGUUAUAGAGUCCGAGAUAAAAGAAUUAGCUGAAUCGGUAUCGGGAGCAGUAGUGGAAAAUGUCACUUCAGUGUUUUCGGUUAUCCGACAAACUACUCACGACAUUCAAGACACUUUCGAAUCCUUUGCGAUGGGCUCUUCUACUGAUUCAACAGAAGCGGUUUCCCCUAAACAACGUCAGGAUUCGUUGAGCUCAGAUAGUUCCUCACAGUCACCUCAAGGAGCCAGUAAAAAAAACGAUUCCUUUGAGACAAAUUUGAAAUUUUCUCAGGAUGGUGAAGUGAAUAGCGAAGAGCAAUUGGUGUAUUUAGUUUCCAAUAUAUUGUUUACCAUAUUUUGGCGUGGUGUACCUAAUGAUCACAUUGACUGCUGGAAAGAACGCGGUCAAGUACUAGGUUGCAUUAAUUUAUUGGCCCUUAAUAAUGAGUUAAUGACUUCUCAUUUAUCGCUGAGAUUAAAAAUAUUGGAAAUGGCUGUACAAGCUUCCCUAUCUGAUUUAGCUCAACAUGGAAGUCAAGUUUUGAUUAAUCAAGAGAAUGCCUCACAUAUUUUACGUAUGGUUUAUGAUUUAGUCGUUUUGGGCUCAAAUGAAGAUGAAUCGAAAAAAUGUUCCACAAAAUUAUUGGAUGGAGUUUUGGCUCUUUUGGACGCUUUAAUGAUAUUUCAGCAAGAUUCUUCGGACGAUUGGUCAGAUAUGGUACGUCUCUGUCUAGGUUUAUUACUUAAAUGUUCACAUCACCCUGAUCCUGGUGUGGUCGCAAUGGCAACCGCAAGACUUCAUGCUAAUUUAAAAUGUCGCAACACUGAAAAUCCCAGCGAGUUAGCCUAUUUGUUAUUCUCCAUUAACAGAGCUUUGGAUAAUGCCAUUGAAGUUGGCGAUCCUGAGGAAUACUCAUUCUUAAUGCCGGUCAUGAAAGCUUUAAUAGAAAAAUGCCGCAAUGUUUUCAGUUUAGACAUAAAUCUACCGGACUUACCUUCUACCUCAUCUGGGCCAGUAUUUUUUAAUGAUUUUCAAAUGUAUAGCACCAGCAAGAAAUGGCGAAAUUUCAUGGAAAAAAUUGUACAGCCCUUAUAUGAUGUGUAUCAACGUGAGGUGGAAUUAAAUCUUUGGGAACCCAUUAAUCGUUAUUGGGCUGAAUGUUAUGAAGCUUGUAAAGUUGCUUCAAAAAAACGCGGUACUCUGCAAGCGGACAAUCGAGCUCUAUUUCAGAAAAAAAUUAUUAUACCCUGGAAGGUGCACCAGCUUGAAGAAACUAAACGGUUGAGUGCGGCUGCAUUACAUCAUAAAAGAAAAUGCAGUCACAUUAAGAAGAAAUGGAAAUGCGCGAAACGUUUCUUGUACGGGCCGCGCGGUCCGUGGUUUACGGGAAAAACAAUCGAAGAAUAUUGGACUUUAUCAAAUCAUGAGAAUACCGCUAGAAUGCGACUUAAACUGGAACCGCAGCUAUAUCCGAAUACCCAUGAAAACGCUUCGAAAUUAAGAGACAAUGCUACAAAUCAUUACGAUGCCAAAGAAAUAUCCGAGUUUGAUUCGACCAUAAAGAAUGUAGUUGUUCGAGAUUUUCUCGCUAACGAUGAAAAUUCACAAUUGGAAGAAGACUUACGGCUAACGAUCGAGGCGCAAUCGCAGCAAGAUGUGACUUUAGAAAAGUUACUAAUAUCGCAAGAAUGCGAACUAAUAACGUUAAUGACCAAAGUUAAGGGCAGAAUUGAAGUCAAUCAAACCCUAUUUACGUUCAUCGAUUUAAGUCCACCCGCUGACGAUGGCUCGAAACAUGAUUUUAGAUUUUCUAUAAAUAAAAUACGUGAGGUGCAUUUACGCAAAUACAAUUUAAGACGUAGCGCGUUGGAAAUUUUCCUUAUAGACCAGACAAGCUAUUUUUUGAAUUUCACUACAAAAACUCGCAAUAAAAUAUUUUCAAAAAUUUUGAGCCUACAACCUCCGAAUAUUCUAUAUGGCUCUGGCAGAUCACCAGCUGAAUUAUUAAAAACAUCUGGAUUAACACAGAAAUGGAUGAACAGAGAAAUAUCGAAUUUUGAAUAUUUAAUGUAUUUGAAUACCAUAGCAGGACGUUCAUAUAACGAUCUCAGUCAAUACCCAGUCUUCCCUUGGAUUUUAGCCGACUAUACAAGUGACAUAUUAGAUUUAACCGAUCCAAAGUCGUUUCGUGAUUUAUCUAAACCGAUUGGUGUGGUUAAUCCAAAAAACGAAGUAGAAGUACGUUCCAAGUAUGAUUCGUUUGAGGAUCCUUCUGGCGCCAUACCGAAAUUUCAUUAUGGUACCCAUUACUCAAAUUCAGCUGGUGUAUUACAUUAUUUGUUACGCGUUGAACCGUUUACCUCGCUGCACAUUGAAUUGCAAAGCGGUCGCUUCGAUGUUGCUGAUCGUCAAUUUCAUUCAAUACCUCAAACAUGGAAAUUAUUAAUGGAUAACCCAAACGAUGUUAAGGAACUAAUACCGGAAUUUUUUUAUUUUCCCGAAUUCCUGAAAAACAUGAACAAAUUUGAUUUGGGUCAUUUACAAAUUACUAAGGAAAAAGUUGACGAUGUUAUUUUGCCUUCUUGGGCCACCACACCCGAAGAAUUUAUAGCCAUACAUCGCCGAGCAUUAGAAUCGGAAUAUGUUAGUCAAAAUUUGCAUCAUUGGAUUGAUUUAAUAUUUGGCUACAAACAAAAAGGUCCCAAAGCUGUAGAAGCUUUGAAUGUAUUCUAUUACUGCUCUUAUGAGGGUGCAGUAGAUUUAGAUAAAAUCACUAAACCAGUCGAGAGAGAAGCUGUCGAAGGUAUGAUUAAUAAUUUCGGUCAAGUACCAUCGCAACUUAUGAGGGAACCUCAUCCGCGUCGCCUUACUCAAGAAGAGACGGCGGUAAAGCUGCUAAGAGGCGAACUAAAACGACCUGACUUAACGCAAUUUCUUGAUAAGAUUGUACAAUAUUACUGCGAAAUUUCAACACCCAAAGAUCCGAUAGUCUAUUUGAGUCCACCACGUAGCCCACCAAGAUCGUUUUUGCAAUUAAGUCCAGAUAUGUUAGUUAGCAUUUCAAAGUCCUGCAUUUUGGGUUGCCAUUCAUGGAUGUGUUAUGAUAAGGAAAGAGGUUUCUUGCUGGAAAUAGAUGCUACUACAACAAAUUUAAAAAAUCGUAAACGUAUAUUUGGUCCUUUACAUCCCUCACAAGCGCCUCACUCGCAGAUGUUUGCUAUCAGUACGGAUGGCAAGCUGUUGUAUGCUGGCGGCAUAUGGGACAAUUCGUUACGAGUGUAUAAUCUACACAAAGGCAAAUCGAUAGCUUCGGUCACCAGACAUUUAGAUAUUAUAACUUGUCUGGCUUUGGAUAAUUGUGGUUCUUAUUUGGUUACCGGUUCUCGCGAUUGCACCUGCAUUAUAUGGAGCAUUCAAGCUUCACAUGUCUAUGGUGGUAGUGGUAUUGCUGGUAGCAGUAGUGCUAAUGUCACAUCAAAUAUACCCGUACAUGCCUUAACUAGCCAGACUAACUUACAAUCAGUUAUGCAAUUGAAUUCGCAAAACAGUUUCUCACCUAAACCAUUGACAACAUUGUACGGUCAUGAUGGUGCGAUUUCAAGUGUAGCCAUCUAUACUGAACUAGAUAUGGUAGUUUCGGGCUCUUUGGAUGGAACCGUCAAUAUUUACACCAUACAAGAUGGUCAGUUCGUACGCACACUUAAGCCAAUUGGUUGCACAGAAUUUUGUGUGCAAAUUUCUUAUGUCACGGUUUCGUAUCAUGGUCAUAUUGCCUUCAGUGCAUUGGAUGAUACAUCUCAUUCGGUACAUGUUUACAGUAUUAAUGGCACUAAUUUAGGUUCAAAAUAUGUCUCCGGCCGUGUAACUGGUUUAACAACUGCUUCUGAUUAUCUGGUUGUAGCUGACGAUGCCGGUGAUAUAACUAUGAGUCGUUUACACGGAUUAAAGCCUGUAUUCGAUAUACCGUUGCAUGUGCCUGUACAAACGGUAGUAGUAACGCCAGGCAAUACCCAUAUACUGGCGCCUCUACGUGAUGGUCGCUUGGCUGUGGUAGCUGUGCAUCUACCAUUAGGCAACGUCAAAAAGCAUUCAGUGUUGAACGUAUAAAACUAAAUCUAGACUUUAGCAACGUAAAGUAAAAAAUACUUAGAGUGCGAUAUACCCAAUAGUAAGUGAUAUAAGGUAGAAAAGUGUCUUUUAAAGCAAGCGUAUAUUUCCCACAUUACGGAAUAUAUCUCUAAAGCACUUUUUCUUUUUCAUAAUAAUAGUUUUUAAGAAUUAAUAUCAAGCAAAUCAGUUGAAAUCGCAAACUAUUUUACGUUUAGAUAUUAAGUUUAAUUUAAAAAUGAUUGCUUUUUUUUUACUCACAUAUCGGUAGUAAGUUCGCAAUAUAAGUACAUAGUGGCUCUGAUAUGAUUUUUAAGCGGGCAAGUAUUUUUGAAAAACGUUUUGUACCCAUCACCGUAGAACGUGGGGAGUGUUCAUAUUGUCAAAACGUUUGCAACUCCCAGAAGGAGACAUCGGAGACCCCAUAAAAUACACACAUCCUUGAUUAGCGUCAAAUUCUAAUCGGCUUGUGUGGCCGCGUAGAUAACAAUCGUGGCUAACGAUAACGCAGUGUUCGCGGCAUCAAACCUCAAGUGCCGUAGAGUUUUUCUUAGUCAUAGUUAUAGUGAGCGGUCAGUCCUACUAGGCUGCAUCUAGGUCACAUCUACUUGGCUGCGCCCAUCACCACCUCUAACCGUCACCAUGUUACACGAAUAGAUGAUCCUCCCGUGAGUGGUUGGUCAUGUUAAGCUAAAAAAAAAAAAAAAACGAUUAAAGCAUGUCCGUCUGGCUGUCCGAGUAAUGCCUGUUGUAAACAUUCUUUUGACCACUUGGAAGACACUUGGGUCACCAUAUAAUAUUUGACUAUUAUUGACUAGUAUCAAAUUUCAAUCGUUCUAGACAUGUUUAUCCGUCCGAUUUGUCCACUCGUCUAUUAAUUGUUUUUAUUUAAAUCAUUAUAAUAAUCUCCAAAAUUGGAGAUAUCUGCUACAAAUUUAACAGAAGCUUGGAGAACGUUGCGCGCAGAUCGAUAUUGAAAGUGAGACAAACCUGCAAAAGACACGACUAUAGUACAAUGGAAGUGAGAACAUUUCGCCUUUCUGGGAUUUUUAGCCGUUACGCAUUAACUUCAAAAAAACGGACGGAUAUAGAUUUAUACUUCCAUUCCCCAAAAAAA